Messenger RNA from Odontomachus brunneus, 6971 nucleotides. RefSeq names its product DNA topoisomerase 2 (gene Top2). Bases 423 to 4925 code for a protein of 1500 amino acids. The transcript is spliced from 24 exons. Gene Ontology annotation, cellular component: nucleus. The record is from RefSeq and is a predicted model, not a curated record. Gene Ontology annotation, biological process: DNA topological change; resolution of meiotic recombination intermediates; sister chromatid segregation. Gene Ontology annotation, molecular function: ATP binding; DNA binding; DNA topoisomerase type II (double strand cut, ATP-hydrolyzing) activity. NCBI's taxonomy places the organism in Eukaryota, Metazoa, Arthropoda, Insecta, Hymenoptera, Formicidae.
CAUGGUGGAAUUGUUGAGUUUGCUGAACGUACCCAAUCUUCAAUUCGCAAUCCUCAAUCUCCAAUGCGUUGAUCUUUCUACACUGAUGUUGGCGACCCUGUCUCAACGGAAGCGAACCAAGCAGCGCGAACGAACAGCGAGACGCGUCUAGAUACGGAGUAGAGUAUACGUACUGCUAGGCUUUCUGUUGUGCGUGAAUGAAUGAUGUUAUACGGCGCAGAGAGGUGAGCGACCGACACGGAGAAUCAUUGUCGACGAGCGGCGGUGUGUGGCGAUCAGUGGUGCUAGUGAUGUGCCAAUAAUUAGCGUUCGCGGCCCCGAUGGACGUCCCGCGCUCAUAGAAGCAGCCGCCGCCGACGCUACGCCGAUCAGCGUACUCUCGUCUCGAUCACUGAAGGUAUCAGAGAACACAACAUAGCAAAAUGAGUACAACCAUAGAGAAUGGGGCUGGGGACAGCGGCCCGAAGCAGAAAACCAUUGAAGGCAUCUACCAGAAGAAGUCUCAGUUGGAACAUAUUUUGUUGCGUCCAGACACUUACAUUGGUUCUGUGGAACCAGUGAUAGAGAUGAUGUGGAUCUUUGACAAGGAGAAGGACAUGAUGGUGCAGAAGGAUAUCAAGUAUGUUCCUGGAUUGUAUAAAAUUUUUGAUGAAAUCCUGGUGAAUGCUGCUGAUAACAAACAACGUGAUCCCAAGAUGGAUAUGAUCAAAAUUGACAUCGAUUCUGAGAAUAAUACAAUUUCUGUAUGGAAUAAUGGCAAAGGUAUCCCUGUUGUGGUACACAAGGAGGAAAACAUGUAUGUACCUACCAUGAUAUUUGGUCAUCUCUUAACAUCAUCAAACUAUGAUGAUGAAGAAGAGAAAGUGACUGGUGGGCGAAAUGGUUAUGGCGCCAAAUUGUGUAAUAUCUUUAGCCAUCGUUUUACUGUCGAAACUGCGACAAAAGAAUAUAAGAAAUCUUUGAAGCAAACGUGGGGUAAUAACAUGGGGAAAGCCAGCGAGCCCAGGAUUAAGGAAUACCACGGCGAAGAUUUUACUAAGGUCACAUUUUCCCCAGAUCUAUCGAAGUUUAAGAUGCAAUCGCUAGACGAAGAUAUCGUAGCUCUUAUGUCCCGCAGAGCGUACGAUGUAGCAGCAUCUUCAAAAGGGGUCAAAGUUUAUCUGAACGGCACUCGAGUCCCAGUGAAGAAUUUUAAGGAUUACGUUGACUUUUAUAUUAAGGGCAAGGAGGAUGACGUUGGUAAUCCACUAAAAAUUAUAUAUGAGAAUUGCAGUCCACGUUGGGAGGUGGCUAUUACUUUAUCCGACAAAGGAUUCCAACAAAUGUCGUUUGUAAACAGUAUCGCUACAACGAAGGGUGGUAGACACGUCGAUCAUGUAACGGAGCUAAUAGUGAAACAGUUGAUCGAGACACUGAAGAAGAAGAACAAAGCCGGCGUGGCCAUCAAACCGUUUCAAAUCAAGAAUCAUUUGUGGAUCUUCAUUAAUUGUCUCAUCAACAAUCCUACAUUUGAUUCGCAAACUAAAGAGAACAUGACUUUGCAGGCGAAAAGCUUUGGCUCCAAGUGCACACUCACUGAUAAGUUUAUCGCCUCUGUCACUAAAAUCGGUAUUGUGGAAGCAGUGCUGUCCUGGGCAAAAUUCAAAGCUGACAGCCAGCUUCAGAAGCUAGGUCCUAAAUCAAAACAAAGAAAACUUCAAGGUAUCCCCAAGUUGGAAGACGCCAACGAUGCAGGAACUGGCAAAUCAUUGGAGUGCACCCUCAUAUUAACUGAGGGAGAUUCAGCCAAAACAAUGGCUGUAUCUGGUAUCGCUUCUAUAGGCAGAGACAAAUAUGGCAUAUUUCCAUUGAGAGGUAAAAUGUUAAACGUGAGGGAAGCUACGCACAAACAAAUCCUAGAGAAUGCUGAGAUUAAUAAUUUGAUAAAGAUUCUCGGCCUUCAAUAUAAGAAGAAAUAUGAGACUCGAGAAGAUUUGAAGACACUACGCUAUGGAAAGAUGAUGAUUAUGACUGAUCAGGAUCAGGACGGCUCGCAUAUCAAAGGUCUCCUGAUUAAUUUUAUUCACCAUAACUGGCCGUCGUUAUUGAAACUAAAUUUCAUUGAAGAGUUCAUUACGCCUAUCGUAAAGGCCACGAAGGGCAGUCAGCAACUGUCAUUCUUCUCACUACCGGAAUUCGAAAUGUGGAAGAAGGAAACGGAGAACUUUCAUACGUACAAAAUCAAAUACUACAAAGGUUUGGGUACUUCCACUGCCAAAGAGGCAAAAGAGUACUUCGAAAAUAUGGCGAGACAUCGAAUACGUUUCCGGUACGAUGGCGAACAGGACGAUCAGAAUAUCAUUAUGGCGUUUAGCAAGAAAUGCGUAGACCAACGUAAGGACUGGCUGAUGAAUCACAUGAAUGAGACAAAGAGGCGAAAGGAAAUCGGUCUCGGCGAACGUUAUCUCUAUGAGAAAGACACGCGCGCUGUUUCCUUCUCAGACUUCAUUAAUGUUGAGCUGGUGUUGUACAGCAAUUACGACAAUGUGAGGUCCAUUCCGAACAUGAUCGACGGCUUCAAACCGGGUCAGAGGAAGGUGAUGUUCACUUGCUUGAAGCGCAAUGACAAACGCGAAGUGAAAGUAGCGCAAUUGGCGGGUUCAGUUGCUGAGCACUCGGCAUAUCAUCAUGGUGAGACGUCCCUGAUGGCAACUAUAAUCAAUCUUGCGCAGAACUUUGUCGGCAGCAACAACAUUAAUCUACUGCAGCCCAUCGGUCAGUUCGGCACAAGACUGGCCGGAGGAAAAGACGCUGCCAGUCCGAGAUACAUUUUUACCAUGCUCAGUCCAUUGGCGAGGUAUAUAUUCCACAAACACGAUGAUGCGCUUUUGAGGCACGAGUAUGACGAUAAUCAAAAGAUCGAACCUGUCUUUUACAUACCUGUGAUUCCUAUGGUGUUGGUAAACGGAGCUGACGGUAUCGGCACUGGGUGGAUGACAAAGAUUCCGAAUUAUAAUCCGCGUGAAAUCAUCGAGAAUUUGCAGAGAAUGAUGGAGGGUAUCGAUCCGAAGCCUAUGACGCCGUAUUACAAAAAUUUCAAAGGCGUUGUGGAGAGUUGUGGAGACUAUCGUUAUGUCAUAAGCGGAGAGAUAUCGGUGAUAGGACCGGACAAGUUGGAGAUCACCGAGCUUCCCAUCGGAACGUGGACACAAACUUACAAAGAGACCGUGUUAGAGCCCAUGUUGCAUGGAUCCGACAAAACGCCUGCCCUUAUUACGGACUACAAGGAAUAUAACACAGACACAGCGGUGCACUUUAUAGUGAUAUUGAACCGUGACAAAUUGUUGGAGCUGGAGAGAGAUGGUCUUCAUAAGACAUUCAAGAUUCAAACAACGAUGACAAUAACAUCUAUGUGCGCAUUCGACGAGAACCAAUGCCUAAAUAAGUACGACAGCGUGAUGCAAAUACUGAAGGGAUUCUACAAAGUACGAAUGGACAUGUAUAAUAAGAGGAAAGAUUAUCUGGAGGGAGUUUUACAAGCAGAGGCGGCGAAGUUGUCAAAUCAGGCACGCUUUAUCUUGGAGAAGUGUGACGGCACCUUGGUGAUUGAAAAUAAAAAGAAGAAGGACAUGAUUGCGGAAUUAAUCAGGCGCAAUUACGAGUCAGACCCAGUGGUGGCGUGGAAAUUGUCACAAAACAGGGAGCAAGUAUUGGAGGAUCAAGAAGAAGUCGCGGAGAAUGAUGAUGAAAGUGGUGUGACCGCGACCGCGACCACGAUGGAAAAAGAAAAUUUCGAUUAUCUUCUCGGAAUGACGAUGUGGAGUUUGACGAAGGAGAAGAAGGACGAUUUGCUGCGACAACGGGACGAGAAAGUAGCAGAGCUAAAGAGACUACAAGCUCGCACGCCAGUUUCUUUGUGGAAAGAGGAUUUGGACAAUUUGUUGAGCGAAUUAAAUAAGCUGGAAGAGAAAGAACGAAAGGAAGAAAACAAAUCGAAGCAAGCUGUCAAGAAGCCACCCUCAAAAUUCUAUAAGAUGGAAGACACACGUCGCAUAGUUCCCGUCAUUGACGUUGAGCUGAAAAAGAAGAUCGAAAAGGCCGAUAUCGUAUCGAAGGACAAGAAAGAAGGUAUAAAGAAGCCGCGGGUGAAGAAGGAACAAAUCACGUCGGAGGAUAAGGAUGAUUUUGAUGCCUUAGUCGAAUCCAAUAUGAAAUCACUCGACGACAGGCUUGGAACUUCUCCGGAGAAGAUGGAGAAGAAGAUCGGAAAGAAAGGGAUGAAGCAGACAACGUUGUCGUUUAAGCCAAUCAAGAAAGAGGGCAAGAAAAAGGAUAAAGAUUCAGACGACAGUGACAAUAUUGAUUUCGGCAGUAUUUCACCACCUCCGCCACGUACGUCUCGCAGAUCCGCAGUGAAGAAGAAUUAUACCAUGAGCAGUGAGGAUUCGGACGACAGUCUCGAGAUGUUCAGUCCUUCCGAUUCCGAUCAAGCAAGUAAACCAAAAGCUAUAGUUCUGAGCGAUUCGGAUGACAAUUUCAAACCUACUAAAAAACCACCCCAACCAACACCAAGUUCAGAGGAGCUCUUUGAUUCGUUGGUCGGCAAUUCUUCUUUAGAGAAGCAAGCGAAACCCGUGAUAUCCUCAUCCGGGGAAGACUCGCCUGCAAAGUUCACGCCGCCUAAAAAAGCACCCGCGAAGAAGAAGGCUGAGAACGGCGGUGGUAAAGCAACGAAGAGACAAGUGAAGAAGAAAUCAAAAUCAUCGGACUCCGAUAAUGACGAUAUAUUCUCCUCUAAACAGCCGAAGAAGAAGAAGAAGAAAUCGGAUUCCGAGGAUGACACUAUGACCGACGAUUCGCCGUUGCCGCCACCUCGAAAGACCGCUGGUCGGGUGCGCAAGCCGGUGUCCUAUGCGUUGAAAUCCGACGACGAGGAUUCCGAUUAAACUUUUGUCGUGCUGUGAAAGUCCCAGAGACGGUGCAAUUAGCUUAAAGUGGUGGAUCCGAAACCAAGAUUGAAACCUCUCGCGAGUGGUUCCUUUAAAAAGCAAUUUGCGAGUAUAUGUUUUGAAGAAAUGUUUUGGAAAAACUUUCUCUCUUGUGACGGUCACGAAGUUAAUUAGUACUUUUAAGCGGAGCGCACAGGAUCGUCGUACAGGAUCUGCCAAACACGUUUUUAGGGAAAGUUUCCGUAUCUUGUAUUUCGGGCGAAAAGAAAAAAAUAAAACAGAAAAGUAGCCGUAUGAACGUAGAUCCGUGCGAUAAUAAUUUCGGAUCCGCGCGUUCGUGUACAACGUUUCUACUUUUUACUCCAGUAAUAAUUGCGAUUCGCUCGAGUGAACACAACACUCGAACUCGCGGUGUAUUCUUCAAAUACACCGAACCCUCUUGUACAUAAAUGUGUAUCGCUCGAGCGUGCGUGUAGCGUUGUGGAAUAUUGCGUAAAACUAUAAACACCGUGGACGGUGCUGUUUGAUGUGUACCGGGUGUGCUCAGAAUACUCCAGUCCUCGUUGCGCGAGUAGAUCAAAGUGUUCUCUAAUAUUAUAAAGAAAUGAGAAAAAAGAAAAAAAAACUUGUGAAUUUCGCAAAGAGAUUAUCAAUCUUAAGUUGUCGUAUCGGUCAUUUGAUUAGAAACUUUCAGUGCAUUCGCGAUUUUCUUCUUUUAUUUUUGUACAUCUUUUGUUUUCUCGUUUUCAAAAAUUUGAAGAGAACGCGGCACGCUCGUGCAUCGUCGCGAAGGGAACAUCCGGCGCCGCCUGCAUUCUUAGAUAGAUUAAUAAUUUAGCACAGCGCAAUGCACAUAAUUAAUUAUUCGGAUUUUAGAUCUCAUUGUCAUCGCACAUGCUCGAAACUCGUACAUACUCGUACAACGCUCGAAACUCGUUUUCAUAGUAUUACAGUCACGCCGCCGGAAUCUCGUUUAUAACCGUCGUUCGCGGUAAAAGAAAGGAGAUGAAAAGAGACCGACGAGAAUAAAAAUACACGCAAAUAAAUCUGGGAAAAAAAGAAACAUUUUAUAAGAAAGAAAUAAGAGAAAAGAAAAAACGAACAAAAUGAAAUACACAAUUUUUAAAUAUAUUUUUACAUACGUCACAAAAUAUGGAUUUUUCUUUGAGGUCGUCUAUAAUAACUAAAGAAAUUACAACGGUAAAUGUCUAUUAUACAUAUAUACACACACAUAGGAUGGAUCUUACCACUAUAUGCGGCGCUCAAUAUUAAUUAAGUUAAGCGAAACAGUCUGACGUUCACUUUUAAGCUUUAUACAAUACUUGACCACACGUGGAAUAAAAUAAUCGGUUCACUUCGUGCUCGUGUUUUAUUGUAGGCAAAGAAAGAAAAAGAAAAACACAAAGGUUUGACUAAAGGUUAGACUAUCAGGCGCUGAGUGAGAGGAGUCGUGUAUGUGAUACUCGGUGCGACGAGCACCAGGGUUCAUAGUUGAAAUUUACAGUCGGGAGAAAGAUCGAGUGAAAACUAAAAUGUGAGAAUCGGAAGCUAGUCGGUUUCCUCGAUGUGACAUCGCACGCUCUUCUACUUCUUUCGUUUUCACGGAAUUCUUUUCCGCGACAGAAAGAACAAAAACGAAAAAAGAAAAAAAGAAAAACACGGAAUCUGAGGAAACUCGUUAACUUUAGCGUGUAUUAUUGGUGUGUUCAUUGAGAAAAUCUCUCGAAAAUUCCGACUGUAUUAUACUAGCACUAGUUCAAUAUAUGCGCGUAGUUUGUCUGUUUCGUAGAAUAAGAACAGAGAAAAUCAUUGUGAUCGCAGUUAGCGACGUUUUUAACAAUAACUUGCUACAUAUUAAGAAGUGAAUUUCCCAAUAUAAUACGGAGCCCGAGUACAUGAAUUUCCAUGAGACACUUCCGACCGACUAAAACCCACGCGUUCUCAGCCUAAUUCUUAUCUACACCACGUAUCUCUUCAGCGAUUUUCAUUUUUAUAUAAUUCACAUACAUAAAUAUACGUAAUAAAAUAUUUUAUCUUUUUAGA